ACACAAGCCAAAAGCUCCUGACCACUUUUAAAAAAAUGGCACCUAGCACUGUUUUUCCAGAGCAACAUAAGGGCAUCCCCAAGGAAAAAAACAAGUUGCGAAAGCCAGCUGUGGAGAAGAUGCGAAGAGAUAGAAUCAACAGCAGCAUUGAACAGCUCAAGGUUCUGUUGGAAAAGGAAUUUCAUAGGCAGCAGCCCAAUGUGAAACUUGAAAAAGCUGACAUCUUAGAAAUGGCUGUCGCCUAUCUGAAGCAACACGGUCUGCCAAAAACCAACAAUAUGGUACAUCACAAUUUAGAUAUGAAGUUCAAAGAUGGCUACUCCACUUGCUUUAACGAAGUUCUCAGCUUCCUGUCGCUCCAGCCAAAGCAGAGAACAACUGAAAUCAGGCUGAUGGACCACUUCAAGUCCAACGAAGUUGUCAGUGUUCCCUCGGUGCCUCCAACCAGACAUAACCAGGCCAAGCAAGCGGAGCUGAGUAACAGCAGCUCUCUCUGGAGGCCCUGGUAGGCCUGUUGUGGACUCAAUGACCCAGAGGACAUUAGAGACUUGUUCAAUUAUUGUCCUCUACAAAGUAGGGAACAUUUUCCUGGACCUCCGGUAUUUGGAGGUCAAUAAUAUAUCUUGUACUUAUAAUGGAGUGUGGCUGUCAAGACAGCCAGAUAUCAGCACUCUGUUGAAAUGUAUUGUACAUUGCCACAUGUUGUAUUGCAUUGCAUGGAGUGAAUUAAGCCACACCAAUGUGGCAAAGGUUAUAACUUCAGUAUGAAGUUUCUGUCCCCAUUGAUUGGAUCUUACUCAUGAAAUUAGAGGAAAGGAAGAAGAGGUGUU
Nanorana parkeri is the source of this 830-nucleotide messenger RNA. RefSeq names its product transcription factor HES-5-like. Gene Ontology annotation, molecular function: DNA-binding transcription factor activity, RNA polymerase II-specific; RNA polymerase II cis-regulatory region sequence-specific DNA binding; protein dimerization activity. Gene Ontology annotation, cellular component: nucleus. The record is from RefSeq and is a predicted model, not a curated record. The transcript is spliced from 3 exons. Lineage: Eukaryota; Metazoa; Chordata; Amphibia; Anura; Dicroglossidae. Bases 36 to 509 code for a protein of 157 amino acids. Gene Ontology annotation, biological process: regulation of neurogenesis; anterior/posterior pattern specification; regulation of transcription by RNA polymerase II.